AUGUCACUAAUCAAUCCACCUCUAUUCACAGAGCUCACGGAAUCGGUGCCAUGGCUCAAAACCAACAAUGCCCUCAAAACACGUCUUCUGGAAGCGUACACUGAGAAUUCCAGCCAAUGGAUCGCCGUCAAUUGUAUCAUAGAUAGCCUAGAUCUCCAACCAUACAAGACAGAACCGGUAGAGGAGCAGGAACAUGAGCUACUGAAGGCUGCACCUGAUCCUGUCCCAGCCCGGGUAUCCGAAGCAGUAGAUAUGCAGAGAAGGGUGUCGAUUGAUUUGAUGCUGAAAGCUGCAGCAGUUCCACCUAUCCGUAGACCAUCCCUAAGUAAAGCGGCGGAAACGGCAGUUUCCACAGUCAGUGUGGUCACGAAAGUCACCGAGCUCGAAAAUGGAGACUAUAAACCUCUAUACACACAGAAAGACCCGAGAACCAAGGGGCUACAUUACAGACUAGCGUUCCAAAGAGAACGGUGGGAUCCGCUCAAAAUGAGAAGGAAAAGCUCUGAAAGUCCAGAAGAAGCAAGUACUGAGCCGGCAAGUCCCACCGUAGAUACUGCUCUGACCACAUCUGACGCCAUCAAAGCGGCAAGAAGAAUGUCUCUAGUCACUAAACACCUCCCACUGUAUAUCCGCGACCAGCUCGUGCCUACGCCUACAAUAAGUCAGGCGGGACUGCCAGAACCCACUUCGGUAACUCCGAUACUGCCAGGAACCGGUAAUCUUCAAGCUGUGACCUCUAAGAAGGGAACACCACAGGCGCAACUGCAAGCAGCAUCUACCUCGUCUGCCAACCCUAGUGGUAAAACAGAAAAUGCUAGAAUCAACAAUCUUCUCGCGAAUUCUCUCUCUUUCUACUACAAUGAUGACCAUGAGCCCAACAUCAGCGUCGGCGAUACAUCGAGUGUGUCAGAAGCCGACAAGGAAUAUAUUCUGCCUAGUCUGUUUGCCAGAUCCGAAGAUUAUGGCCACAGCACGGCCUAUGGUCAUAUGGGAGACGAGACGGAUGGUUUUGAACUUGAUGAUGAUGAUGAUGACGAAGACGACGACGAUGAUGAAGACGAUGAGGAUGACUAUUUGUUCCGCUGA
Molecule: messenger RNA, 1086 nt
Organism: Australozyma saopauloensis
Lineage: Eukaryota; Fungi; Ascomycota; Pichiomycetes; Serinales; Metschnikowiaceae
Exons: 1
Coding region: 1-1086 (361 amino acids)
Source: RefSeq, a predicted model, not a curated record